Messenger RNA from Ceratitis capitata (Mediterranean fruit fly), 2450 nucleotides. RefSeq names its product annulin. The record is from RefSeq and is a predicted model, not a curated record. Lineage: Eukaryota; Metazoa; Arthropoda; Insecta; Diptera; Tephritidae. Gene Ontology annotation, biological process: peptide cross-linking. Gene Ontology annotation, molecular function: protein-glutamine gamma-glutamyltransferase activity. The coding region runs from base 1 to 2340 and encodes 779 amino acids. The transcript has 4 exons.
AUGGGCAAUAAUCUGACGAAUUGUGCACUUUUUGAGCAUUGUCAGCAUGGCAGCUGGAGUCCGAUGCAACAAAAUAAAGAAUCGAAGAUGUCGGUGCGUAUGAUGAACGUAAAUGUCAACGCUGGUGUCAUAUCGAAUUUGACAAUCGACAAACCAGAUGCCGCCGAAACUGAAGCCAUACUCACCGUACAAAGUGUCGAUCUCUGCCUGGCAGAAAACAAUGACGAACAUAAGACAGAUCAUUUUUAUGCCGCCACAGAAGCGCUAAUUGUGCGACGCGGUGAUCCAUUUCGCCUACGCAUACAUUUUAAUCGUUCAUAUAAUCCCACAAAAGAUGCAAUCAGCUUUAUAUUUACCGUUGCCGAUGAUCAGAAGCCCAGCCCGGGCCAUGGCACACUGGUUGGUCUGGUGCCACGUGAUGGUAUUGACUAUCUUGGUGAUCCACUUGAGUGGUCGGCUGGUAUUGAGACACACGAAGACAAAGCGCUAACGAUACUUAUUAAGCCGGCCGUUACUUGCCCCGUGACCGAAUGGAAAUUGGAUAUUGAUACGAAAUUGCUUAGCGAUGGCUCAAAGACCUUUUCCAUACCCGUGCCAAUUUAUAUACUCUUCAAUCCAUGGUGUCCGGAUGACCAAGUCUACCUGCCCGACUAUGAUCAACGGAAGGAGUAUGUUAUGCAUGACACAACACUUAUUUGGCGUGGCUCGUACAACCGCAUGCGUCCUUCCGUUUGGAAGUUGGGUCAAUUCGAACGUAAUGUAUUGGAAUGUUCUAUAAAAUUGGUCAGGACUGUGGGUCGUAUACCCGCUGCGUAUCGUGGUGAUCCCGUGCGUGUUGCACGUGCGCUCUCAGCCGCUGUUAAUUCGGUGGAUGAUGAUGGUGUCAUACUGGGCAAUUGGAGUGAAGAUUUCUCAGGUGGUACAGCGCCCACUAAAUGGGUUGGGUCAACAGAAAUUCUACAACAGUUCUAUAAGACACAGAAACCAGUGAAAUACGGACAGUGUUGGAAUUUCUCAGGCGUUCUAACAACCAUUGCGCGCACACUCGGCAUACCUUCGCGUAUUGUCACAUGUUACUCAGCGGCGCACGAUACGCAGGGCUCACUAACGGUGGACGUGUUCAUUGACGCGAAUAAUAAGAAACUGGAUGCGGAAACGACCGACUCUAUAUGGAAUUAUCACGUUUGGAAUGAGGUCUGGAUGCAACGACCGGACUUGGGCAUUGGACCGUAUGGCGCAUAUGGCGGUUGGCAAGCGGUGGAUGCGACGCCGCAAGAACCCUCUGAUAGCAUGUAUCGCGUAGGGCCGGCAUCGAUAGUUGCAGUUAAGAAUGGCGAAAUCCUGCGACCAUUCGAUUGUGGCUUCGUUUAUUCGGAAGUGAAUGCAGACAAAGUGUACUGGCGCUAUAAUGGUCCAUAUCAACCGAUUAAGUUAUUGCGUAAAGACACAUUGGCGAUUGGACAUUUAAUCAGCACGAAGGCCGUACUCAAAUGGGAACGUGAAGAUAUAACGCACACAUACAAAUACGAAGAGAAGACUGAUGAAGAACGAAAUAUAAUGUUGAGGGCAUUGAAGCAGUCGGGUCACGCUUUCAGUCGAUACUACUUAAAUGACAGUUUCAACGAGGUGGAGUUCGAUAUGUCGCUGAAGGAUGACAUUAAAAUAGGCGAGAGUUUCACAGUUAUUGUUAAAAUCACAAACAAAUCCAAAGACAACACACACGUGGCGACUGGACAGCUAAAUUGCGAUGCAGUGCUGUACACGGGCACGAAUGCCGAUGAGGUUAAGUCGAUGCCAUUCGAGAUAGAGCUGAAGCCGGAAAUGUCAGAGUUUGUGCGAAUGGAAGUGCAAUUCGAGGAAUAUUUUAAGAAGCUCACAUCACAAGCUUCUUUCAACAUAUCCUGCGCAGCUAAGGUCAAAGGCACCGAAUAUGAGUACUAUGCACAGGACGACUUCCGCGUACGCAAACCGGAUAUCAAAUUUACAUUCCAAGGCAAAAUAGUGUCGCAGCAACCAGUCGAUGUGAUUGUACGUUUGUCAAAUCCCCUACCCAUACCACUGAAGAAGGGUAUGUUCUAUAUUGAAGGACCCGGUAUUGAGAAAGCACUCAGAUUCAAGAUCGUUGAAAUUCCAGUGGGUGGCACAGCUGCAUCCACAUUCAAAUAUAUUCCACCGUAUGCCGGACGCGGUACACUACUUGCCAAAUUUAAUUGUAAGGAGCUGGACGAUGUUGAUGGCUACAUGCAUUACGAGAUUGAGCCAAGACCUGAAGACAUCAUCAAUAACGGCACACAUCGUGCCCAUAAUAUUAUACGACGUAGGACCGACGUAAUAGCGUGAGGAGGGCAGGGCUCUUUCAAAAGCUAAAGUGGAGUCAAUUUUAUCCUUAAAUUCUAUAAGUAAUAACACAUACAUACGUAAUAUAUAAGCGAAUUUUUAUAUAUUUUAGU